AGAGUUCUCUCGUGUGAUGCCUGACCAAGUCGUAUUGCAGGCUAGGAAUCGAGCCUACGUGAUGUUUAACGGUUAAACCUUAUACGCUCUUUUUGUAAGAAUCUUUUAAUAAGAACGUAGAGCCUCAGAUAGCAGCAAAAAUACCCUGGGUACCAGAGCUUCCAAACUUCUCUCGUCCAGUGACCCUCAGCCAAAAUGCCGUGAAGAGCGAAGCGAAAAAAAAUUGAUGCGUUCUAAAAUGCAGAAUCAAAAUUGUUCAUUGGGUAUUAUAUUUUUAUACUGUAUACCGUGGACAUCCUUUAGACAAUUCUCCAAAAACAAGAACGGCCCAGUUUCAACUGAAGAUUAGACGUUUUUAUAAAAAGAAAGAAAGUAUACGACCACGAAAUACCUUCUUUGAAUUAAAAAGACAAGACAGAAUACAUUAAGACGUUUUUUCUUUGUUGUCUAUAAUGUUUUUAUUUGGUCCGUUUGGUGAUUCGCUGAAGAAAUCAAGAAAGCAGCAGCUGUAAAUUUAUACGAACAGUUUGGUUGACGUAGUUUCGCUUAUUCUGGAAUCCGGCUAAUUCUGUUAUUGCUUUUUUAUUAAAAUUUAAGCUCCUUGGGGAAUCUACCCGAAACCACUCUUUUCUGAUCUUUUUUAGAUAAACCUAAAUUCUAGGUUUGAUCUGUACUAGUUUUACUUUGCUUUAAAGACAAAUGUUUGUUGAUUGGAGUUUUGAAUCCUAUCUCGGCGUCACGCAUUCAAAUUAGUAACACAUAAACAAUACCGGUCUCUUUAAGCUACGUUGGGUUUUGUAUAAUUACCGCGUUACUCAUGGAUGACUUGGACUUUAGACUCUCAUCUUGAGAACUACCUUUGCCGUGUUAAUAUUGCUCCCAAAUGCUCGGUCUGAUCGAAAUAUUGAACUUCGUGCUUGGGAAUUAGAAUGAAGGCCACCACUCGGAGAUCUCGGCGGCGCUACCGAAAAUCGGCUAAAAACGAAAGCCAAACAACACUAGAGAAAAAUGAUGUUGAAGCUCUAACAGAAAAACAACCGCGAUCGGAGCAAAACAAUCGCAAUUCAGUCAUGAUUGAUAGGGAGACUGUGCAAGCAGAGAGCCCUUGGCGGGUAAACGGGUACUUUGCACAUUGCAAGAACACACUACACGCGAAAGACGUCCCACUAGAGGCCCGCGACCCGCACACGAUGACGGGAUAUCGGAGUUUCGGGACGCUUAGCGUACGCGACUGCAUUCGCACCAUGUUCAGCUCGCAUAACGAGAUCGUGGACAUCUGGAGUCACCUGUUGCCCGCGCUAGCCUUUAUAGCUUACUUCAUUUAUGUAUUCAAGGACCGGGCCGUGGUCGGGAACCCUGAGGUUUACCCGUUGCUGUGCAUAGCGAUCGGCGGGAUCACCUUCCACGUGGGUAGCGCGCUAGCUCACUUAUUCAGCUGUCUGUCGCUACGGGCGAAUCACCUGUGCUUCUACAUGGACUACGCGGCGAUCAGCAUUUACUCGCUGACCGCGGGGCAGAGCUUUUAUUUCUACUCGCGGCCAUCGCGUACCGAGUGGACGCUGAUCUCGUCCCCCGCGCUCUACUUGUGCGGUAACAUGGUUAUGUGCCUUCUUAACAUGCUCCUCAGCUGCGCGUCGCGGCACAAGAUGCGCUCCAUCCGCUUCUACGUCCGCACACUUCUCUACGUCUUCAAAUGGAUGUAUGACAGCAUGCCGCCUUUUCUGCGCGUGGUCACGUGUAGUUCCACCGCUGACUGCUACCCGCCGGCUCUCACGAUGCUCUACCUGCAGACGGCGUUUUACGCGGUGGCGGCGCUGGUGAACGCCUUCCGUAUCCCCGAGUGCUGGGCGCCGGGCACGUUUGAUCUGAUUGGACGAAGCCAUCAUAUCAUGCACGUGUUUGUGACAGUAGCGUACUAUUACUGUUUCCAGGCCGGGUAUAUGGACAUGGUGGGCCGGGCCGCUACCCUGGCUACCCUCCCUCAGCCCACGGCUUUCCUCACCUUUGGCUUGCUAGGGAUACUCACCGUUGGGAACGUUAUUAUCGGCGUGUUGUGCGCACGCGCGUGGCUGGUCGAGGAAGAUUGGGUCGGGCAGACGCGCGGGAAAUACCCAGUGAUUUACAGAAGGACGGGAAAUUAUGAGCAAGUUAACAAUGAUGAAAAUGUCAAAAAAUGACCAUGUCUUACAUACUUCGACCGAUGAAACAAUCUUUUUAUCUAUUUUGUUUAGAUCCGGUUUAUAUUUGUCGUAAAUAAAAAUAAAAACUAAAUGUGCGCUCUA
This is a messenger RNA of Nematostella vectensis (starlet sea anemone), 2282 nucleotides long. RefSeq names its product membrane progestin receptor gamma-A. The transcript has a single exon. The coding region runs from base 930 to 2177 and encodes 415 amino acids. The record is from RefSeq and is a predicted model, not a curated record. NCBI's taxonomy places the organism in Eukaryota, Metazoa, Cnidaria, Anthozoa, Actiniaria, Edwardsiidae. Gene Ontology annotation, molecular function: signaling receptor activity. Gene Ontology annotation, cellular component: membrane.